AUGGGACGCGAAGAUCAGGUCGAGGAGCGUGAGGUCCUCGAGUCCAUUUUCCCCGAAGAAAUCACAGCGUGCACUCGGUCAGACAUAUCCGAGACCGAGUUUAGGAUAUGCGUUGCCCUCGAUCUCCCCGGCGAGGAGGAAGACCAGGAUGAGGCUCCCAAGUUCAUCCUUCAGGUCCGCUACCCAGAAGACUACCCCGACUUGGCCCCUCACCUCGACAUCCUCGCGCUCCCGAACCCCCCCGCCCAUCCCUACUUCAGCGUUGCCGACGACCGCGACCAGCUCCUCGCGGGCCUCGACGAGACCAUACAAGAGAACCUCGGGAUGGCCAUGAUCUUCACGCUCGUCUCUGCCCUCAAGGAAGCCGCCGAGCAGCUCGUGCAAGAUAGAAAAGACGUCGACGCCAAGGUCCGUGAGGAGGUCCUCCUCGCGGCCGAGCGCGAGGAGAACAAGAAGUUUCACGGCACGCAGGUCACGCCCGAGACCUUUCACACCUGGCGCGCCUCCUUCAUGCAGGAAAUGGAGGAGAAGGAGCGCAGGGAAGAGGAGGAGCGGCUCGCGGAGUUGAAAAGGGCCAAGGUCAAGGAGCCGGUCAAGCUGACGGGCAGGCAGCUCUGGGAGCGUGGCUUGAUCGGCAAGGUGGAUGAUGAAGAAGGCGAGGAGGGCAUGCCGACCGAAGGCAUGGAAAAAUUGCAGGUCGAGGCCUCGUAA
Drechmeria coniospora is the source of this 711-nucleotide messenger RNA. RefSeq names its product Ubiquitin-conjugating enzyme/RWD-like protein. Bases 1 to 711 code for a protein of 236 amino acids. The transcript is spliced from 2 exons. NCBI's taxonomy places the organism in Eukaryota, Fungi, Ascomycota, Sordariomycetes, Hypocreales, Ophiocordycipitaceae. Gene Ontology annotation, biological process: cytoplasmic translation. The record is from RefSeq and is a predicted model, not a curated record. Gene Ontology annotation, molecular function: protein binding.